AUGGUGGAGUGCCUGAAAGUGGGCAUGAAGCUGCACGCCAUGUACAAGGGCGAUGGUGAGUACUAUCGGGCCAUGGUUGUUAGUUUGGCACCAAAGAGACGGAAGGCUCCUGCGAAGGUCCACUAUGCUGGUUAUGGUGACGAGGCCGACGCUUGGGUUUCCAUCGGCAUGCUCAAGUCCAAGGUUUUGCCGAAGAAGAAAGAGAAGACGGAGAAUCCUGCCAAGGCGGGCUUCGUAGGCGAUCAGGUCGUGGCCGUCAAUUUGAAGAAGAAGGCUGCGCCAGUCAAGGUGAACUUCAUCGGCUAUCACGAGCAGUAUGACGAGUGGUUGGGAGCCGAUCGGCUGCGCUCCAAGGCGAUUGUGCCACUCAAGGACAACAAGGACGGGACACGUACAAUCUCCCUCCAUUGUGAGUUCUGA
This is a messenger RNA of Symbiodinium natans, 420 nucleotides long. The record is from the annotation of a GenBank genome assembly. NCBI's taxonomy places the organism in Eukaryota, Dinophyceae, Suessiales, Symbiodiniaceae.